Molecule: messenger RNA, 3063 nt
Organism: Octodon degus (degu)
Lineage: Eukaryota; Metazoa; Chordata; Mammalia; Rodentia; Octodontidae
Gene: Bcas1
Product: breast carcinoma amplified sequence 1
Exons: 13
Coding region: 275-2170 (631 amino acids)
Biological process (GO): myelination
Source: RefSeq, a predicted model, not a curated record
CGCUGCGCGUUUAUUGGCGAGGCAAAGGCACCCCGAAUGCGGGAAGAGAACCUGUUUCUGAAAGAUCAGCAGGGGCGGGUCUCCUCCCAGCUUUGUGUUUACCCUGUUCUGUGUAUUCAGCCAGCAGGCUCCGGACAAGGAAGCAUAAGAAGAGGAGCCAGCCUUCGCGGAUAACCUGGUACCGGGCAGCGCCAGCUGGACACACAGGACCCUGGGCAGCUCCGGGUGACAGCAGGAGACUAAAGAGACUCCCACGAGGUGUGCAACAGGGACAAUGGGAAACCAGCUGAGCGUCCCCCAGAGGGCUGAAGACGAGCAGCACGGAGGGGAAGCGGGCACUUACAAGGUGACAUCCGGCCACGAGUGUGUUCAGAACGGGACACCAGUGAUCAUAUCCACUCACACCGUUCAGCACUAUGACGAAGUGGAUCUGGGAAUAAGCAUCCAGAAGGGUAAUGCGGCCACUUCUUCCCCCAAGACAAUGGAGAUCAGCACGGUGGCCAAUGCCAGCGGAAAGAAUCUUGGGAAGGAGGCCAACCCCGAGGCACCAGCUGCUAAAUCCCGUUUUUUCUUGACACUCUCUCGGCCUGUACCAGGACGUACCGGAGACCAAGGCACAGAUUCAUACGCCGGAGCAGCGGAGCUUGAUGAGAGCUUCCACUCAGCUCCAGCGAACAAAGGCCCGAGUGACAGCCCUGCCCUUCGCGCAGCAGCUGCACCCGGGCCUGCCGCGGAUAAAAUCCCCGUGCUGAGUCAGGCGGGGGACGACGCCCUCCCAGCCACCUACGUACAGCCGCCUCUCCCACCUGAGUCCGAGGGUGUGGCCCCCUCCAAGCCCAAGGACUCCAGCUUUUUUGACAAAUUCUUCAAACUGGACAAAGGACGGGGAAAAGCAACAGCUGAAGAGGAGCAGGAAGCCGAGGAGCCCCAGCAUCAGGACCAGGCUGAGGAGGUCCCGGGGCUGUCGGGGGUGUCCCACAGUGUCCCCACAGCGGAGGACAUAGCCAACGGCGAGGACACAGAAAGACAGGAAAUUGAAACUUUGCGCUGCUCUGUCCCCGGAGACCCGGAAGGGCGAGAGGUUGCAAAGAACACGCAGGCAACAGAGAUAGCAGAGAACAACACUCCCAUCAUGAGCUUCUUCAAAACUCUGGUUUCACCUAACAAAGCCGAAACGAAGAAAGAUCCAGAAGACACGAAGGCAUCCAGAGCAGAGAGCAUCUGUGAUGGCCACAUCGGUCAGAAGACGUCCGAGGCCCCGGCGAAAGGCAGCAAGAAAAAGCACCUGGACAGCCCCAGGCUAGGACUCGCCUUUAGAAAAUUCUUUAGACAUCAGAGUGCUGAGAAGUCGCCCACCACCGUGGCCAACCUCAAGUCUGACAAAGCCUGCGCUCCCUCCCAGGAGACCCAGAGCCCCAGAGGCAGCCCACCUGGUCAGGCGUCAGUGACAGCAGCUGCUGGGACAGUCAAGGAAGGGGGCAAGGACAAGUCAGGACCCACCUCUCUGCCACUGGGCAAACUGUUUUGGAAAAAGUCAGUCAAAGAGGAAUCAGUCCCCACAGGUGCCGAGGACAACGUGGUGUGUGAAUCACCGGUAGAGCCUGUACAGUCUGAGGAGGUAGAGUCAACCCUGCCCACAGGGGAGCUCAGUGGAGAAAGAGAGGCCCCACCCGAACCUGCAGAAGGAAGACGCAAAAGAGCAGAAGGCGAGCCCCGGCGGACCUCCCUGAUGGCGUUCUUCAGACAAGUAUCAGUGAAAGGGAAUGGAGGGAUCACCCGCUCGGAAGAAGUAAAAGGGAAAGACUCCAGCAACCAAACAUCAAACUCCACGGAGAAAGCCACCGUGCCAAAGGCCACCACGCCGCCCGAGCCGGAGCCUGUGGCAGCGGCUCAGAAGGGGAAAGAGGGCUCCGCCAAGGACAAGAAGUCAGCAGCAGAGAAGGAGAAGAAAAACAACAAACAGGAGGCCAAAGAGGCGGCUGCGCCGUGCGUGGAGCAAGCCGCAGUGGAGACCAACGUGCUGCACAACGCGGACAAGCCCCAGCGGAGGCCGGAGAAGAGGCGGCAGUCCCUCGGGGGCUUCCUCAAGGGCCUGGGACCCAAGCGGAUGUCGGAUGCGCAGGUGCAAACAGACCCCGUCUCCAUCGGGCCCCCCGGCAAAUCCAAGUAAACAAGCCACGCGGGCCCACCAGGUUCUACCACAGAGAUGUCCCCUCCCAAACACGCGCUCUGUAUAUAUUUUUUCUUCUCAUGCCCAUCAAAUGAAAUUCUGCCUACCAAUUAAGCCCGAGCUGUUUGUUGUAUAUUGGGGUGUACUAUUUAUAUCUCUAGUCCAGUCUUUCCUGGCAAAUCACCGUAAAGAUGGGUUAGCAAGUUAGGUGGUGAGCGGGAGGUAUUGAUGUUGGCCAAGCAGGGCAGAGAGGAAGUGGAGGAACGGUGUGGGCUACGUUGUAAUAAAUGGUGGAGAUCGAGAGAAAACUAUCUGCGAGCAGAAGUUAAGCUUGGUAGCAAACGUGUGCGCAUCGUCUACAUGCGAGGAAGGGAGCAAAAACGGUUUCAAUGUACGCUGCGAAGAGGGAGAAGCCAGGCUCGGCGUUGGGCGUUUGCCAACUUUCUAGAAAGGAAUGAGUGAGGCAAGAAAAAGGAAUGAACGAGUUGGUCUUCAGGUAGGGUCGUUGAAGAUUACUGAUGAGAGAGGAACGAUCGAGUGGAGAGGGUCUGAAAGGAUUUGGGAGAAGCGAUUCCUUCUAGUCUCUUGGACAAGGGCAAGGAUUACUAUUAAAAUGAAAAUAAACAUAAAAUAGGUUGCAAGUUUAUUUUGCAACACAAGGGGGCGCCAAGGUCCCCGUUUCUAGCCCGCAUUCUGUACCCCCUAACAAUGAUUGGGCGUCUGUGAUCUUACAUUAUUAAUGUCUCUCAGAUGGCGGAGGGGCUCGCUGCAUCUGUUCUGUCUGACGCUUAUCUCAAGUCUGUCUGUAAUUUCCUAAUGCGCUCAGGGUGUGCUCUGCUACAACGCUCCUUAUAACCCCAGUUAAUAAAAGUUGACAGAAUAUGAUUCAAAUA